Macrosiphum euphorbiae (potato aphid) is the source of this 468-nucleotide messenger RNA. The record is from the annotation of a GenBank genome assembly. NCBI's taxonomy places the organism in Eukaryota, Metazoa, Arthropoda, Insecta, Hemiptera, Aphididae.
AUGGUGUUAGAAUCUUGUUCUGUCAAAAGAUUACUACUGUUAAUUAUUUUCAUCGGAGGGAUUACUCUACUAAUAUUUAUAAAAAUUACAUCUUCAAGUGCAUUGUCUGGUCUCAAUGCCACAAUUGCAACAGAGACAUCUGAAGGUGUAAAAGAUCAUAAAAACUCAUCAAAUAAGUGUUGGUUGCGAGAAGAAAAUACAAUUCUGAAAGAGUGUCAUUUGUGUUCUGACAAACUUGAAUGCAUUAAUGCGAGUUAUGUUGAAACAAUUAAAUGCAAAAUUUCUGGACUAGCAUAUAGAAAUUGCAGAAAACCAACUACAAGAACAUCAGAAAGAGAAUUUUGGUUAUUCCAAGGCUCACAAUUUGUUAUUGCUGUAAUCAGCUUAUCUGUUAUACAAUACAAAAAAACACAGUUUCAUAAAAAGUUAAUGAAAAGAAUACAAAAACAAUUAGAUUCCGUUGUAUAG